AUGAUAUCAAAGAUUGCUGCUCAACGAUUACUUGCUCGCAACACUUUUGGCUCUUUGUUGAAUAGCUCAAGAAAGAGCUUUCUCAGGUUUUCCUCAGCUUCUGUUGCUGGGAACACAGAUGGUGCCAGGCUUGUUAGUUUGAACUUAUUCACCAAAAACGACUGUAGUCUAUGUGAAAAAGCAAAGUUUGUUUUGAAAACCAUUGAAGCUGACAAUAUGAAAGAUAAAAUACUCGGUGACAAAAAUAUUGAAAUCAAUUAUAUCGACAUCACAAAAGAAGAAAACAAAAAAUGGUUUGACGCCUAUUGUUUUGAUAUUCCAGUAUUACAUGUAGAUAAUUCUUUUAAAACCAAGUCUACAAAAUUUAUGCAUCAGUUAGACUAUAAUGAAGUAAUAAAAUCAAUUAAUGAAAUUUGA
Ascoidea rubescens DSM 1968 is the source of this 417-nucleotide messenger RNA. It is a transcript of the gene MGP12, whose product is annotated as Mgp12p. Bases 1 to 417 code for a protein of 138 amino acids. Lineage: Eukaryota; Fungi; Ascomycota; Saccharomycetes; Ascoideales; Ascoideaceae. The record is from RefSeq and is a predicted model, not a curated record. The transcript is spliced from 2 exons.